GUUUCCUGUUUGGAAAGACUUCCAGCUUCAUCACGGAGUUUCUCUCGGUUUGUGGGCUCAUCUAAAGUUGAGUAACAGGAGGAGAAGAGUCUGGUGGUGCAGCAGAGGAACAAUUUCAGCCAUUUGGACUCAGCUCAGCCACUACAGAGGAAACAAUGACUUCAACACAAAAGGACCAACAUGGAGCGAGAAGUCAGCGCUCUCAGGAGGCCGACAAACCUCACAGAAGAAAAGGAGAGAAAACCUACAGCUGUGAUGAGUGUGGGAAGGAUUUUACCCAGGCUGGAAACUUAAAAAGACACCAACUCAUCCACAGUGGAGUUAAACCGUACAGCUGUGACUUGUGUGGAAAGUCUUUUACCGAGGCUGGAAGCUUAAAAACACACCAACUCAUCCACAGUGGAGUUAAACCAUACAGCUGUGACUUGUGUGGAAAGUCUUUUACCCAGGCUGGAAACUUAAAAACACACCAACUCAUCCACAGUGGAGUUAAACCGUACAGCUGUGACUUGUGUGGAAAGUCUUUUACCGAGGCUGGAAGCUUAAAAAAACACCAACUCAUCCACAGUGGAGUUAAACCGUACAGCUGUGACUUGUGUGGAAAGAAUUUUACCCGGACUGGACACUUAAAAACACACCAACUCAUCCACAGUGGAGUUAAAGCAUACAGUUGUGACUUGUGUGGAAAGUCUUUUACCCAGGCUGGAGAAUUAAAAAGACACCAACUCAUCCACAGUGGAUUUAAACCUUACAGCUGUGACUUGUGUGGAAAGUCUUUUACCCAGGCUGGAAACUUAAAAACACACCAACUCAUCCACAGUGGAUUUAAACCUUACAGCUGUGACUUGUGUGGAAAGUCUUUUACCCAGGCUGGAAGCUUAAAAAUACACCAACUCAUCCACAGUGGAGUUAAAACCUACAGCUGUGACUUGUGUGGAAAGUCUUUUACCGAGGCUGGAAUCUUAAAAACACACCAACUCAUCCACAGUGGAGUUAAAGCAUAUAGUUGUGACUUGUGUGGAAAGUCUUUUACCCUGGCUGGAAACUUAAAAACUCACCAACUCAUCCACAGUGGAUUUAAAGCACACAGCUGUGACUUGUGUGGAAAGUCUUUUACCCAGGCUGGAAGCUUAAAAACUCACCAACUCAUCCACAGUGGAGUUAAAGCAUACAGUUGUGACUUGUGUGGAAAGUCUUUUACCCUGGCUGGAAACUUAAAAACUCACCAACUCAUCCACAGUGGAGUUAAAGCACAUAGCUGUGACUUGUGUGGAAAGUCUUUUACCCUGGCUGCAUACUUAAAAAAACACCAACUCAUCCACACUGGAUUUAAAGCACACAGCUGUGAGCUGUGUGGUAAAGCUUUUGCUCACAAUGAAUACUUACAGAGGCAUCUACUUACCCACUCUGGAAUUAAAGCGUACACCUGCAACUUUUGUGGAAAAAGUUUCAGCGACAAACACUACCGAAAUAGUCACCUCCGGAUUCACACUGGAAAUGAUGUUUACUGCUGUGAUCAGUGUGGGAAACUGUUUACAACAGAUGCAAAGUUACAACGACACAUGUUUAGCCACACUGAGGAGAGACCUUAUAAAUGUGACCUGUGUGAGAAGACUUUUAAAGCUCAUCAUCAGCUGAAUAAACACCAACAGAUCCACACCAGAAAAAGUGGAGCGACGCAGAUGGAUCCAGUUCUCAGCCCUGUCGUCACUGUGGUGGUGGGAAAGAGUUUCUCUGUGACCUUUGUAGAAAAACCUCCAAUCAUCAACGGGACCUAA
Pelmatolapia mariae (spotted tilapia) is the source of this 1778-nucleotide messenger RNA. Its product is annotated as zinc finger protein 836-like. The transcript is spliced from 4 exons. Gene Ontology annotation, biological process: regulation of gene expression. Lineage: Eukaryota; Metazoa; Chordata; Actinopteri; Cichliformes; Cichlidae. The record is from RefSeq and is a predicted model, not a curated record. The coding region runs from base 156 to 1778 and encodes 540 amino acids. Gene Ontology annotation, cellular component: nucleus.